CUGGAGGAUUACUUCCUGUCUGACCCACUCCCAGAAAAAGCAUCCAAACUGGGCAAAUGCGACCAGGGUCCAACGGCAGUUGGUCCACCGUCGUAUUACCAGUUGCCCUACGCAUCAUAUUCUUCUUCCAACCAAUCCGAAACCAGCCCUCUACUUAUUACCCUGGCAACUGGAGAACUUGACUUGCUGAGCUUUUGUGGGGGUCCCAUUGGCCGUACCAAGAUUCCUAGACAUGCCCCUUACAGUUGCAGCCGCCCCAACAGCAACGCCUGCAGCCGCAAGAGAGUUUCCGAUGGGGUGAGGGUGGGUGACAGCUAUGAGAGUAGCAUCUGGAGUUCCAAAGGAAAUUCCUCAGGUAACUCAGCUGUGGCACCUGGUGGGAGCUACAGCUGUGCUGAAGAUGAGCGGGUGGUAGGCAAAGGCUACUGCCUAGGCAGUGCAGUGGAGAUCAGGAGGUGCGCCAUUUUACCCAAAGAGGAGAAGAACUGCCGCUACACGGAAGAGGCCGUCGGUGUGAGCAAGGCCGGCAGUGGCGGCGGUGGGUACAACUUUAGCGGAUCCAUUCAAUUUCCCCACAAGAAAGAUGAAAUGAUGAUGUACGGCACCAGAGAAGUCAAUUUAAGCGGCAUAGGAGUAAGUGCGGAGAUGGAGAUGAUGAGCGAAGCCAAGAAUGGUGCUAGCGAUGCGAAGGCCAACAUCUCCUGGAAGACGGAACCCAACGAAAGCUGUUUCCUCCAAGGUACAUCCCAAGAAGAGGCCUACCACAGCUUCCUUGGGGCCAUCAAUGACCCAGUGAAGGUGGAGAGCGUAGAGAUCCACCGGCAACAUAACUUCCACUGUGGCUUUCUCGAAGGCCAAAGCCCCGACUGCCUGAGCGGUGACCACCACGGACCUGAAAUGGGGUCCCCGUGUGCCAGAGGAGUCUGUGUGCUGAAAGAAGACCCCUGCUUUGUGAAACCAGACCUCGAGGUGCCACUAAUCCAAGUGAACCAUGGUGAACGCAAACAGAAGAAGAGAGACCAGAACAAGACUGCAGCUCACAGGUAUCGCCAAAGGAAGCGAGCGGAGUUGGACACGUUGGAGGAACAGCUUCAUGGUCUGGAGGGCAGA
This is a messenger RNA of Sinocyclocheilus anshuiensis, 1110 nucleotides long. RefSeq lists its product as uncharacterized. The transcript is spliced from 2 exons. The record is from RefSeq and is a predicted model, not a curated record. Gene Ontology annotation, cellular component: nucleus. The annotation marks the transcript as partial. Gene Ontology annotation, biological process: regulation of transcription by RNA polymerase II. NCBI's taxonomy places the organism in Eukaryota, Metazoa, Chordata, Actinopteri, Cypriniformes, Cyprinidae. Gene Ontology annotation, molecular function: RNA polymerase II transcription regulatory region sequence-specific DNA binding; DNA-binding transcription activator activity, RNA polymerase II-specific.